Choloepus didactylus (southern two-toed sloth) is the source of this 1034-nucleotide messenger RNA. It is a transcript of the gene METTL26, whose product is annotated as methyltransferase like 26. Bases 89 to 925 code for a protein of 278 amino acids. Lineage: Eukaryota; Metazoa; Chordata; Mammalia; Pilosa; Megalonychidae. The record is from RefSeq and is a predicted model, not a curated record. The transcript is spliced from 5 exons.
UACACCGCCUUGUGCGCAGCGCGGCUUCCGGCCCCAGCAGCCGGCGAGCCCGCGGCACCUGCGCGGCCGGGCGGGGGGUGCCGCCGCGAUGCUGGUGGCGGCGGCCGCCGAGCGGAACAAGGAUCCCAUCCUGCGCGUGCUGCGGCAGUACCUGGACCCGGCCCAGCGCGGAGUCCGCGUGCUCGAGGCGGCCUCGGGCUCCGGCCAGCACGUGGCUCACUUCGCGCGGGCCUUCCCCCUCGCCGAGUGGCAGCCGUCGGACGUGGACCAGCGGUGCCUGGACAGCAUCUCGGCCACCACUCAGGCCCAGGGGCUGUCCAACGUGAAGGCGCCGCUGUACUUGGAUGUGACCUGGGGCUGGGAGCAGUGGGGUGGAAUCCUGCCCCAGUCUCUGGACCUGCUGCUGUGCAUCAACAUGGCUCACAUCAGUCCCCUGAGCUGCACCAAGGGCCUGUUCAGAGCAGCAGGGCACCUGCUCAAGCCCAAGGCGCUGCUGAUCACCUACGGGGAACCCAGAGUGGGGUCUGCGGGACACAGCCCUCUUGGAGGAACUGGGCCAGGCCAGUGGCCUGCUCCUAGAGAGGAUGGUGGACAUGCCAGCCAACAACAAGUGCCUGAUUUUCCGGAAGGAGUGACCCUUUCCCACCAAGGCUCAACCAAGACCUUCAGCCCCUGGCCCCGUCCCAUCUGGAGAGUCUUACCCAGCAGCCACAGGGCUGGGGAGAGCCUGGACCCCAGCCUGCCUCUAAUAAAAGCGUGUCCUGUUCCCCCUGCCCCACAUCCACCAUGCCACCUCCUGGAUGCACUCCCUCUUCGGGGGGCAGGAUGUUUCCCGGGUUCCUGCUGGAGGCAGGAAGUGGGCUGGUCUGGGAGUCAGGGCUCAGGGGUCUCCCAGCCUGCCUGGAGCUCCGGCAGCAGAGGGUGAGGGAGGGAAGGAGGCUGGCCCAGCGGCAGGUGCCUGGGCAGGGCCCAGCGGGCCUAACUGCCACUGGGCAAGCCCAUGCCCUCCCAGCACAGGGACAGGGGAGGCUUCG